Molecule: messenger RNA, 996 nt
Organism: Aspergillus pseudoviridinutans
Lineage: Eukaryota; Fungi; Ascomycota; Eurotiomycetes; Eurotiales; Aspergillaceae
Product: putative extracellular cellulase CelA/allergen Asp F7-like
Exons: 2
Coding region: 1-996 (331 amino acids)
Source: RefSeq, a predicted model, not a curated record
AUGAUAUAUCAGCGUCUCACCAGUCUAUGCGUUGCCGCUCUGGUCGCGGCCGCAUCGGUCUCUGCGAGCCCUAUGUACGAGCGCUCUCAAGGUCGGUGUCGUCCCAAGUACACCAAGGGCGCCCACCACGUCUCAACGACAGAUAAAGCAACUUCGUCCAUGCCAGAGGCUCCUUCCCAGUCCCCCUGGCCCGUGGUACCCACUGUGACUGAGGUCACUCCCGAUGCUUCCUCUUCCUCGUCGUCAACGACAUCUGCUCUACCCUCUUCUACCGCUACCCAGGAACAAGCCAUCGUUCCGGCAGCCCCUGUUGAGUCUCCAACAGCCGCUCCGCAGACCAUUGACAAGGCAGCUGUUGCUACAUCUUCCUCCAGCAGCAGCAGCUCCUCGUCAGGCGCCAGCAAGUCCGGUACAGCCACCUUCUACGGCGGGAACGUCUCCGGCGGAACCUGCUCGUUCACAGGCUACACGCUUCCCUCCGGCCUCUUCGGAACGGCCUACUCAGGCGCCGCAUGGAACAACGCCGCGGAAUGCGGUGCCUGUGUCUCCGUGAAAGGACCCAACGGUAAAACCAUCAAAGCAAUGGUCGUUGACGAAUGCCCCGAAUGCGACGCCAACCACCUCGACCUCUUCCAGGACGCCUUCACCCAGCUAGCCGAUGUCUCCAAGGGCAUCAUCGACAUCACCUGGUCCUUUGUCCCCUGCGGCAUCACCUCACCCCUCGUCCUCAAGAACAAGGAGGGGACCUCGCGCUACUGGUUCUCCAUGCAGGUCGUCAAUGCCGCCGAGCCCGUCGCGAAGCUCGAGGUGAGCACCGACGGCGGGAAGACCUGGCAGGGGAMCACGAGAACCUCCUACAACUUCUUCGAGCAGAGCAGUGGGUUUGGACAGGAUACCGUGGACGUGAGGAUCACCGGCCAGUCCGGCGCUACAGUGACGGUGAAGAAUGUCGGGACCAGCUCUGGGUCCUCUGUUACCGCUUCGUCCAAUCUGUAG